This is a messenger RNA of Spinacia oleracea (spinach), 2828 nucleotides long. RefSeq lists its product as uncharacterized. Gene Ontology annotation, biological process: meristem development; meristem maintenance. The record is from RefSeq and is a predicted model, not a curated record. Bases 238 to 945 code for a protein of 235 amino acids. The transcript is spliced from 2 exons. Lineage: Eukaryota; Viridiplantae; Streptophyta; Magnoliopsida; Caryophyllales; Amaranthaceae.
UGCAUUUUCGGCGCCCAAGGCUAGGCGUUAAUUAUUCCGGCGCCCAGCCAUGGGCGCUGAAAGUCCUUUCCUGGCGAAUUUUGAUUUUCGGAUUUCUUAACGCGUUUCCCAAUGGGAUCAGGAUGUCACUUGAUGUCUUCAGCUAUAUAUAGGGGCUAGAUACGUCCCUAUUUCCCAUCACUCUCAAUUUCCUUCUCUCUUGUAAUUGUUGCGUUUUAAUUACUCCUUGCUUUUGUCAUGUCGAUUCCUCCUUUCUCACGCCAACGGGCUGUUAGGCGUUGGCUACGAGCCCUUACUCCUACAGAAAAGGCUUUGUUGAAAGAAUACCACUUAGAGGCACUUUUAGGCUUACAACAAAUUAAUAUUGAUUACAACUUUCUGCAUGCAGCCCUAAGCUUUUGGGAUUCCGAUCAUCAUGUUUUUAUUUUUCGGGGCAACGAAAUAUGUCCUUUGCCAGAUGAAUUUGCUGCGAUCCUUGGUUAUCCUACUAAUGCUACUCCUGCCACUCCUGGCACCAUUGAAGAGGGUAAAACAACCAUAGGGGCUUUCCUAAGACUAGAUGCUAACAUGCUUGCUGAGAUUGUUGUAGGUGAUGAGGUUAAUUUGGCAAAACUUGUAAAACAUCAUUUUAGGCCUAGUAAAAAUAUGACCGAACAGAAAUUGAACAUUCGGGCCCUUGUAUUUUGCUUGUUGAAUCAUUAUUUGCUGUCGAAUAAUAAUGGCGAGUUCGGUGACAUAAGGUUGAUCCCCUUGAUUAGCCAGAUGGAAAGUUGCUAUUCUAUUAUGCCGUUGGUUGUUGCCGAGACUUUGAUGAGUGCGGAUGAGCUGAAGAAGGUUGCCAAAUCUGAAUAUUUUAAGGGGAGCCCCCAAUUGCUGCAGAUUUGGCUCAUGGAACGACUAGGCUUUUGGAAACUCCUGCCGAUCCUAAACAUUAUCGCCCUAUAGCCUUGGGUAACCGAAAAUAUUUGCACCGAGGCCAAGACGAGGCCGAGUGGGCCUCCUUUUUUACUCAUGGUAUCUGUUCUAUUAAGUGGGUGGUACCGUGGUGGGGUUUGACUACUAUGACGGGGGGUUCUGAUGUAUCGGUUUAUGUUUCCUUGUUGGGGCUAUCUCGGCCCAUUUAUAUCUUCCCUUACCGAGUCAUGCGUCAAUACGGUUUAAGGCAGACUAUCCCCUUUUCUGAUACGGUACCACCUAAAGUAGCGGCCUUUUCACAAGCACAGGUUCAAGCAUGGGCUAAGUAUUAUGAUGGUCUCCCGCGUUGGGCCGUAGCUACAAAUGGCUUUGUGGGUCUUUCUGAAAACUACAAGUUGUGGAUGAGCUCCGAUGAUAAGGCUGUGAGGACCAAGGCUCGUAAUGGGGAGCCGGCUGAGCUUUUGAUACCUCGUAUUCGGGUUAGAUAUGAGGGCCGUGAUUCUGCCAAUCCUCGCACCCAUGGUAUUAAAACUGUGAAAGCUCGUCCUGAUCGAAAGCGAAAGGAAGUUCCUCCCCGUUCUAGUUCAAGGCCCAAGAAGAUGCCUAACAUGAAGGGGCCUGCCGUUGUUAAAGGAAAUGCAGGCUCUCGCGGAGAUCGUCGCCGGAACAAUGUAUGGGUUAGGAAGGCUCAACCGCCAGUAGAAACAGUAAUCCAGUUGAUGUUGAUAAUCCUUCCCCUACCAUUGUCUGUGCCCUUGAGGCUGAGCGGGCUAUAACCGAGAAUGUUUCUGAAGCCUUGGCGUCUUUGGAAGUUAGUGUCCAGGAGCCAGUUCUUAUCGAGAUUGAUAUAGGGGCAGCGCAGAAGACUGUAGGGGUGGAUCCUGCGAACGUUGCCCUCUACAAGACUUUAUUUGAUGAUCCGGAAGAACUAGAGUAGUGUAGUUCUUGCUAGGGUGUAGCUGCCCUUUAUUUAUUUCAGUUGUGUUUGUUUUUCAUUCCUUAGCACUUUGUUUUCCUUCUUAUUAUUUUUUAAUAAAGGCGUAUUUUAUUUUCAUUUUUUGUCUAACACUUUUUGCACAAUGUAUAUAUGUUUUUUUUUAUUGGACCGAAUCCUUGGUAAGGAUUGCCUACGUAUCUUGUCAGAAUCAGGUCGCGCGUAGUUCUAGCUAGAAUAAAUUCUAGGAUGCCGGAUUUUAAUAGAUAUGCCCUGAGGUGGAAGCAUAUUACUUAAUCGGUCAAAUGAGUGAAGUAUUAUCAUUAUUUUCGUCUGCCGCUUUUUUUUGCCGUAAGCCGCGUAUUAUGUUAUUUUUUUGUACGGCUAUAUUUUUUUUUUGGUAAGCCUAUUUGGAUACGUGCUGUACCCCCCAAGUGUUCGUUAUUUUUCCGUUAUGUGCGGAUAAAAUGACGAGCACUUCUGGAAAAAAAAUUUAGGCAGGCAGAGAGUUUCAGCGCCCAGGCUGGGGCGUCAAAGAUUUCGGCGCCCAGCCCUGGGCGCUGAAAAUGAUUUCUGGCGGUCGCUUUUGACGCUUUGCUUCACAUGUUCUUGCAUUAAUUUCUUUUUUUCUUCGUUUUGUACUUUGCUUUUUGCUCGUAUUUAAAAUCAAUUUUGAGGCUAUUUCGGAGGCUUUUUUGACUGUUAGCGUAAUACGCAUUUUUGUCCGGAUUAAUUUUUUCUAUUCGUGACUCGAAACGGCUUUGAAAAUGGAGUUAGGGUGCGGAAGAUAUGAAGAUCUUUGUGUAAGCUUUUGGGUGGGUUGAGGUGUGUGUUAAUGAAGGGUAUGGUGGGGUUACAUUUUAUUAAUUUCCUUUUUUAAGCAACAUUUGCAUUUGUUUUGGAUUUGAUUUCCUUUGAUUUCUUUGGGUUGCAUGGGUUGACCUUUAUGAUUACACGGGUUGACUUUUUAUGUCUUGGA